AUGCACGGCGCGACAAACACUAGCAGUGGAGGAAAAGAUCGAAACACCGAAUUUGCUCCACACACUUGCCUGAGGCGCUCGAGCAUGGCACCUUCCAAGCGCAAGACGACCACACGUCGAAAAACUGCUGAGGCAGCCAACGAGGGCACCUUCAAUGCCGACUUAUUGACCUCGUCUCCUUCAACUCGCCCAUCAGUCAAGAAACGCAGAAUCAACACGCCUCGACAAUCACGAAAAGAUCGUUCGCCUAGUUCCGAAAGGCCUGCGCACGAAGCGGACAACGAGUCUGACGAUGACGAGACAUUAUCCUCCAGCGACCUCAUCGAUUCGGUGAUAUCCUAUUUGGCUGUUUCAAAGGACCCUGUAGCAGUGGCUAAGCAGCACGACAACGAACUGACAGGGACUGAGAAAAUCUCAGCAUUUGCAAAGAUUGCAGGAAAAGAUUGGACAUAUUAUGUGCAUGAACAGACUGUUAACAUUGGUCGUCCACCAGACGACCGGCAGAUUCCUCCUCCUCAGUUGGGUAUAUCGAGUCCUGUACAAGAUUUGAAAGAGCAGUUUCCUGUACACAUUGACCUCGGUCCUAGCAAGAUCGUAUCAAGACAUCACGCUUCGAUAUUCUAUGACGGCGAGAGUUCUGAGGGUGGUGGUUGGUUUGUACGGGUCAACGGACGAAACGGCGUCAGGGUGGAUAAUCGUCUGUUAAAGCGUGGACUGAAAACUCAGCUUCAUUCUGGAGCAAUUCUCGAAAUUGCGAGUACCCAGAUGAUGUUCGUCAUGCCCAACGAAAGGGUGCAGAUCGAUCAGUACUUCAUCGACCGUGCCAAGAGUCUUGCUACGGGGGAACAAAUACCUGCAGAGUCUGAUAGAGACACCGAACCAGAGAGACCUAAGAUUGAGACGAGCACGACUGACCUCUCAGAGUACCCUUCAUUGGCUCCUGCGCCUCCUGACUUCAGACGUGCUGCUACACCUCCACCCACAGAUGGUCGCAAUCAACGCUCUGUCUUCGAUAGCCGGUCUAUCAUGUCUCCAAUCUAUGGUAGAGGCAUGAUGAUGGAGAGCACCCAGGAAAUUGAUUACAGCCGAGACUCUGCUAAAGAUCUCAAACCUCCCUUCAGCUAUGCUCAUAUGAUAGCCCAGGCUAUUUUCUCGAACGAAGAGGAGAAAUUGACCUUGGCCAAUAUCUAUAGCUAUAUUGCAGACAGAUACGCCUUCUACCGACAUUCCAAUAGUGGUUGGCAAAACAGUAUCAGGCACAAUCUGUCCCUCAACAAGGCCUUUCAGAAGGUACCGCGAAGAACAGACGAGCCUGGAAAAGGCAUGAAAUGGCAGAUUGCAUUAGAGUACCGACAGGAGUAUCUGAAGAAGAUGCAACGAAAGGGUGGCGCGUCUAGUAAUCCGUCAUCACCUGUGUCAGGAAAAGAUGUCAAUCCAAAUUUUAGAGGUCCCAAUGGACAGAACCUUGGAUAUGAUACCUCCAUGGUAUCUUCGUUCUCGGCGCGAGGUGAAGCACCAAAGCUUAACAUGUCCUUUCCCCCAUUUCCUCCUAUUGGAGGACCGCAACAGAUGGCCGGCAUGCCCUCGCACUCAUCACAACCUCCGCUACAGACCUCAACACCUGUGAGAAGUCGUGCCAACACAUCUAACGCCUUACCAGAAAACGGGCUCGAGGAAUCACCCCUCCUGCGUCACCCGAGUGCUCGACAGAAUGGACCCUUCUAUACUCUCCCAACAUCGUCAAAUCUGCCACACCACUCACCUGGCAAUCCUACACUUUCCUCCUCUUACCUAGACACUCCGUUUCAGCCACAGCACGCUAUGCUCACUCCAGCACCACUACGACAAAAUCCUCGCCUAGCACCUCCUUCGACACUGGUCGCACCUAGCAAGUUCAUGCCAGAAUCGUCUCCGGCAGGGCCCGGUCUUUUCUGGAAAGGCUUUCUCGGUGGUGCUACUCCAGGUCCACCUGGCUCCGCGCUUCCACCUGACAUGAGCCCUGUCAAGGGUACGUUACGUAGAAAUGGAAUUGAGGACAGGGAAAUAAUGAGCUCAAGUCCACCACCCAUGGACGUCCUUGGUGGAAAUAGUCCUUCAAAGGCUGGCAGAGGUCGAAGUGGCACAUUCGGUCAAUCGUCUAGCAAGGAAGAUGAAGACCAAACAAUGCCCACUGGACAAGAUCCAGCUAGAGUCAACGGGCUGGGUCUUUCGGAAAGUAAUGGUAACAGAACAAUACCCGCUUUUUCCGCACCUACUCUACAGAGAAACAGCCACAAAGUCGAAGAAGAUGAUGACGACGAUGGCGGUAUCGAUUUGGCUAGAGGGUUUGCCCCAAUUAGCAGCUUUUCCAGCCAGCGAAGUGCCGGGAUGGCGACGAACGGAUAG
Messenger RNA from Lithohypha guttulata, 2385 nucleotides. It is a transcript of the gene FKH2, whose product is annotated as transcription factor. The record is from RefSeq and is a predicted model, not a curated record. Gene Ontology annotation, molecular function: DNA-binding transcription factor activity, RNA polymerase II-specific; RNA polymerase II cis-regulatory region sequence-specific DNA binding; protein binding. Bases 1 to 2385 code for a protein of 794 amino acids. The transcript has 2 exons. NCBI's taxonomy places the organism in Eukaryota, Fungi, Ascomycota, Eurotiomycetes, Chaetothyriales, Trichomeriaceae. Gene Ontology annotation, biological process: regulation of transcription by RNA polymerase II.